AUGACUCUGGCAAUGGAAAUCAGCCAAAUUCUGUAUUUGACCAAUGUUACCACGGAGACGUCAUACAAAAAAGAAUUCACACUGAUAGUCCACGACUCCAAAGAAUCACAUGUUCUUCUGAGCUCCUACAAUCCAAUUCUAUUUAUUGAACGAUUCCAAAGUUUGGUAUCUUCGUUGACCCUCAUCCCAAAUUUAGACAACACAAUGGGACUACUUUCAAUAGUUCAAGCUCAGAAAAUGAACAUUCAACCAACUGCUCAAGUGUAUUAUUUCACAAAUCAAGCUGUUAAAAAUGUUCAAAAUAUAUCCAGACACUGGGAUAUAAUAGGAAGACACAUGGAGGUCAACUUUUUCACCAUUGCUGAUGGAGUCACUACAGAAAUUUUUGCACUUCAAAAACAGUUGGAACUUGUUCAAAAAAUGUCAAACGGUCGACUGAUCCCACUGGGAAAAACUGAAAAUACACUUUAUCCAUUAUUUGCUGAUAUGAUGGGAGUGACUACACUGACUACUGACAAUGAACAAUAUAAUUGCCAUGAUGCUCCUUUGGAAAUCAAUGGAUAUUUAGAGGAUGGAGCGGAAUAUUCCGUUAUUCAAGUCAUUGGAACUGGCUUGAAAACUGUUUCAAUGCAAGACUCAAACGAAUCGAAUAUAUUCGCUAGUGGAGUUUGGAAACUAUCAGCAUUAGUCACCUCGGGUGGCUGCCAGAUUACAGUAAGACAAAAAACUUCGAUUGGGAUGAUUCUUGGAUUCACGUCGUCUGACAAUGAUGACAUUGCUUCCACUCAAAUAAUUUCACAAAGAAGUUUAUCCGGAUUACAUCCGAUUUAUUCCCUACUCAAAACAACUGGAGAAGUCACACCAACUAAUUUGGAACUACAAAUUGUGAAUAGAAAACGAUACGAUCAACCUCAAAGUUAUUCGAACUCGACGAUUACUCCGCGAGAUGCUAAUUCUUGUACAUACAAUUUCGUAUCCGAAAGUCUAGUGGUUCCGAAAAAUGAGCUCGUAACAAUCACAGUAUCUGGUUUUGAUUUUGGAAAACUAGUUCUUCAUCGGAUAUUCUACUAUUAUCAACAUCUACCAGCAGAUCCAUCAGUAUGUCAUGGCGGUCAAGUAGAUCAAUUCGGACAAUGUAAAUGCCCAGAAAGAUAUACUGGAGAGUACUGUUGGGAUAGAAUAUGCCAACAACCUGCAAUAUAUUCCUAUGGAAUGUGUAGCUGCUUUCCCGGUUUCUACGGUGAUUUUUGUGAAAUCGAACUACAUAUCAACGAUACUGCAGUAUCACAAGUUACCCAUAUCCCAGAAGAGACGACUACAUGCUUCUCACAACAAACAUUUUCAUUACUAGUCAUAAUUGCCACAUUUUGUUUGUAUUUUGUCUUAAUUUGA
This is a messenger RNA of Caenorhabditis briggsae, 1392 nucleotides long. The record is from RefSeq and is a predicted model, not a curated record. The transcript is spliced from 9 exons. Lineage: Eukaryota; Metazoa; Nematoda; Chromadorea; Rhabditida; Rhabditidae. Bases 1 to 1392 code for a protein of 463 amino acids.